Molecule: messenger RNA, 2537 nt
Organism: Sinocyclocheilus rhinocerous
Lineage: Eukaryota; Metazoa; Chordata; Actinopteri; Cypriniformes; Cyprinidae
Gene: kcnd2
Product: potassium voltage-gated channel, Shal-related subfamily, member 2
Exons: 7
Coding region: 543-2435 (630 amino acids)
Biological process (GO): protein homooligomerization; potassium ion transmembrane transport; action potential
Cellular component (GO): neuronal cell body; dendritic spine; postsynaptic membrane
Molecular function (GO): A-type (transient outward) potassium channel activity; protein binding
Source: RefSeq, a predicted model, not a curated record
ACUCACAGAUCUUCGUCGGUAGCGGAUGAAGCAACUGCCAGCGAAUCAUUUGUUGCGGGUUCACUUUUUGCUUGGGUCGCAUGCAGACCUUGCGAAACAGCUCUCGGGUCAUUGGAUUACAGUUAAAAGAAGCGGAUAGGAAAGUGGCAAUUUUUGAUUUUCAAACACCGAACGCGCUCUCGCCAGGGUGGUCUUCUCUUCCUAUGAAACGACCACUGUGGCAGGGUUCUCCAAGAGCGUCAGUGUCAAGCACAGAAGCUGUGGACCAUAAAAAAGGAUGCCCUUGGACAACGUGAAUCCUCUACCUGACUUCUAAACUUGUUGCAUUUGCUCUAGAAAACCUCCGAGUGCGCGUUUCGGAUACCUAUUUGUGCGUAACGGCGGAACAGCUAUUCAAAGUGGACUAUAACUGAUGAGCUGUGUGUAAAAACCUGCACUUUUGCAUCAGCAUCCAUUUAUGAGGAGAUGUCCUUUCUGCGCGCGGCGGAUUUGUGAGCGCAAAACCUGCUUCAGUCGCACCGGGUCACGCACGUUGGGUCAGCAUGGCAGCCGGAGUCGCCGCGUGGCUACCGUUCGCGCGCGCCGCGGCCAUAGGAUGGAUGCCCGUGGCGAGCGCCCCUAUGCCGCCGCCUCCACGGGACAAGAGGCGAGGUCAGGACGGUCUGAUCAUCUUGAAUGUCAGCGGCACUAGGUUUCAAACUUGGCGGAAUACUUUGGAGAGGUACCCCGACACCUUACUGGGAAGCACAGAGCGCGACUUCUUCUUCCACGAGGAGACCAACGAGUACUUUUUCGACCGCGACCCGGACAUUUUUAGGCACAUCCUCAACUUCUACCGAACCGGGAAGCUGCACUACCCUCGCCACGAGUGCAUCUCCGCCUAUGACGAGGAGCUGGCCUUCUUCGGCAUCAUUCCUGAGAUAAUAGGGGACUGCUGUUAUGAGGAGUACAAAGAUCGCAGGAGGGAGAACGUGGAGAGGAUUCAAGACGAUGAGGAGAACGACAACAACAAAGAUAUGGUUCUGCCGGAUAUGUCGUUCCGCGAGACCAUGUGGCGCGCGUUUGAGAACCCGCACACCAGCACCAUGGCGCUGGUGUUUUAUUACGUCACGGGCUUUUUCAUCGCCGUCUCCGUUAUGGCCAACGUGGUGGAGACGGUCCCGUGCGGCAGCGGGCCAAACCGGGCGAAGGAGGUCUCGUGCGGAGAGCGCUACGUCCUCGCGUUCUUUUGUUUGGAUACGGCCUGCGUCAUGAUCUUCACCGUCGAGUACCUGCUGCGUCUGAUCGCCGCGCCCAGCAGGUACAAGUUCGUCAAAAGCGUCAUGAGCAUCAUUGACGUGGUGGCCAUCAUGCCUUACUACAUCGGCCUGGUCAUGACGGACAACGAGGACGUGAGCGGGGCCUUCGUUACCCUCAGGGUCUUCAGGGUCUUUCGGAUUUUCAAAUUUUCGCGGCACUCCGCGGGACUGCGCAUCCUGGGGUACACGCUCAAGAGCUGCGCGUCCGAGCUGGGCUUCCUGCUCUUCUCUCUCACCAUGGCCAUCAUCAUCUUCGCCACCGUCAUGUUCUACGCAGAGAAGGGCUCCUCCGCCAGCAAGUUCACCAGCAUUCCGGCGGCGUUCUGGUACACCAUCGUCACCAUGACAACGCUGGGAUAUGGAGAUAUGGUUCCUAAGACCAUCAUAGGGAAGGUCGUUGGCUCUGUUUGUUCUCUGAGUGGCGUGUUGGUGAUCGCUCUUCCCGUCCCCGUCAUUGUGUCCAAUUUCAGUCGGAUCUACCAUCAAAGUCAGCGCGCAGAGAAGCGACGAGCCCAAAAGAAAACCAGGCUUGCUAGAAUUCAUGCGGCGAAGAGCGGUGGCGCUAACGCUUAUUUGCAGUACAAACGAAAUGGGAUGCUGGCGGAAGCGGAGGAGGAGGCAUCAAAACAGACCGGCCAGGCUUUGGUAUGUAAGUCCAACCCCACUUUUGAGACCCAGCAUCACCAUCUUCUGCACUGCUUGGAGAAAACCACGAAUCAUGAGUUUGUAGAUGAGCAAACUUAUGAGACAAGCUGUAUGGAGGUUUCCCUAGCGAAGCCGUCCAUGUCCCGUUCCUCCUCGCUGUCCUCCUCUCCACACGGCCUGUCCUCCUGCUGCACACGCAGAAACAAGCGCAAGAGCUUCAAUGUCCCCAAUUCAUACAUGGCUGACGGCCGCAGGAGCAGCAUACAGGAGCUCAGCACCAUCCAGAUCAGAGAGAGACCAAUGAGCAACAGCCGCUCCUGUCUCAAUGCCAAGUUUGAGGAGACAGUACACCUGAAUUCGGAAGAGCAGUCCUACAUCACUGCCGCUGUCAUCAGCAUGCCCACCCCACCCGUGACCACGCCUGAGGGCGGAGACUCGGCCAGCUCGCCCAACUUCUUGCAAAGCAACAUUGUCCGGGUGUCGGCAUUAUAGACCGUCCGUCGUGACCAUUAGCCAUUUUAUUUAGCGAGUGGACGCUGGAGCGGAAAGGAUCGAUGGAACCCCCUAGUGUAGUGGAGGAGGCAUUGCAGCAGG